Messenger RNA from Trichomonas vaginalis G3, 168 nucleotides. Its product is annotated as Ankyrin repeat family. The transcript has a single exon. The coding region runs from base 1 to 168 and encodes 55 amino acids. NCBI's taxonomy places the organism in Eukaryota, Parabasalia, Trichomonadida, Trichomonadidae. The record is from RefSeq and is a predicted model, not a curated record. Gene Ontology annotation, molecular function: protein binding.
AUGCAACUCAGAAUUAAUGAUCAUCAUGUAAUGACAGAUAAUCAUGGAGAAACUGCUCUUCAUAAAGCAGCGAGUAAUAAUUGUAAAGAAGUAGCAAAGCUUCUGAUUUCAAAUGAUUCAAAUAUCAAUAAGUCGCACAACUUCUUAAUAGCACUGUGUAAAUACUAA